Molecule: messenger RNA, 930 nt
Organism: Alternaria novae-zelandiae
Lineage: Eukaryota; Fungi; Ascomycota; Dothideomycetes; Pleosporales; Pleosporaceae
Exons: 1
Coding region: 1-930 (309 amino acids)
Source: RefSeq, a predicted model, not a curated record
AUGCCUUCGUUCCUAAUGAGAACUUCACACGGUCUUAUCACCAUCUACGACUCAAAUCUAAAGAACGACCAGCCCGCCCUCCUUCUCCUACACGGCAACGCCUCAUCCUCCAAACAGUUCCGCCAUAUUAUCGAGUCGCCCACGAUCAACAAGAGCUGGCGCAUCGUUACUCUGGACCUCCCCGGCCACGGCUGCUCGUCCAAUGCCCCUGAUGUGAAAACAACGUACUGUCAUCGUGGCUACGCCGACCUCGUUAUACGUGUCUUGCAGCACCUCAGAAUCGAGUCUGUGGUGCUCAUGGGCUGGAGUCUGGGUGGUCACAUCGCGAUCGAAAUGCUUCCCUGUCUCGCUCAUGACGAUCCUCCCAUGGUGGAAGAUGCUCCUCGGAUCAGCGUCAAAGGGCUUAUGCUUAUCGGUACCCCGCCCUCGCGUGGCGCCGAGCAGAUGGCUCAAGCGUUCAAGAUGCCGGCUGGUGGUCUUACAUUCGCGGGGAACAGGAAUUGGGUCAAUUUGGAGGCUGACCUUUACCUGAGACACGGUGUGGCAGCGGGCAAGGAAGAGUUCUAUGAGAGGUGGAUGUUGGAGGAUGCGAAGCGGACGGAUGGGCGCGCGACAGUCUUCAUAGCUGAUGCCGCGACUGGGACGAAGGAUAGCCCGCCCAAGGGUUGCGAUCAGAAGCGUGUGGUGGAGGCGACUGAUGUGUUGAUCGCGGUCGUGAACGGAAUGGAAGAUCAGUUUGUCAACCUGGAUUAUAUCGACGAGGAGGUGAAGUGGAAAAGGCUCUGGAGGGGUGAGUGCUUGGGCUUAUCUGGGCUCGGGCAUGCGCCAUUUUGGGAAGAUGCGGCAGGGUUUGAGAAGGUGUUGGAGGAGUUUUUGGACGAUUGUGAGGAGUGGGAGGGUUCGGAUUGUGAUUCUGCUGUAGGUAUUUAG